Messenger RNA from Fusarium pseudograminearum CS3096, 1023 nucleotides. RefSeq lists its product as uncharacterized. The record is from RefSeq and is a predicted model, not a curated record. The transcript has a single exon. The coding region runs from base 1 to 1023 and encodes 340 amino acids. NCBI's taxonomy places the organism in Eukaryota, Fungi, Ascomycota, Sordariomycetes, Hypocreales, Nectriaceae.
AUGUCGUUAUCUCAAGUUGCGGCGCCUACGCAAGCCCCUGCCGUUCUGACAGCGGAUGGCUUCGACCCAGAGACUUUCGACCCUCUAGUCCCACGUAUAACGCAGCAAGCCAUCACGCGUUCGCCUAUCCUGCUACCCUGGCAGCCCCGCAUUAUGCCACUAGGCAUGUUCUUUCGGUCCAAUAUGGCAGAAACCGCUCACAAUCCCUUCGCGCCCGAGACGGCGUUCAGCCAAGAGUCUUUGGAAUUAACACGGAUCAUUUUCACGGCAAAUGAUGGAAGCUGCAGUUUUAGGUCCUCCGAAGCCUUUAGUUCUUCGUCUUCCAUGGAUCAUUUGAGCGUUUCUCUAGGUGCAAGCAUUGAUAUGACUUGCCUUGAAGCCAGCGUCUCAAUGCACUAUGAUAAAGAUGUUAUGGAUAACAAAGACUCAAACAAAGCUUCGGUUACAACAAGCUAUCGUGCGGGAUCCGUCAAAUAUUCACGAUCUCCUGAGUUAUCAGAAGCAUCAUUCAAAAUUCUAACUAGGCAGGGUUUGGAGGCUUUCAAGUCUGUUUACGGCGACUACUACGUGGGUGGAUACCGCAUUGGAGGAGAUACGGCUGUCCUCUUCAGUACGGACCAGAGCUCUCAUUCGGAAAGGGAAAAAGAGACUGUCCAAAUAAAGGUGGAAUCAUGGUUGGGCGACUACGACGACAACUGGUCCACAAGCUCGACAAGUUCAUCCAGCUCUGCCGUUGUUCGUGUCAGUGCAUUUUCAACACUGGAGCAGUUGAUUGUUGCCAAGACGGUACAGACGGGGACCCCGGAGUUCCAGGCCGCUAUCCAACAGGGUAGGGCCAUCCACAAGCGAGCGCAGGGGUUGGAGGAUGGCGUGGCCAAGGUAUUGGAUGAAGUUGGGGUGCGGCACGGAAAGAUGGUCACGCCUCGACAAUGUACCCAGCUUUGUCAACGUGCCGUUGUCGUUGAGCUGCAGCUGGUGCCUAUCGAGUGUCUUCGUCAGGUUCGUUUUUGGACUACGCUUUAG